Molecule: messenger RNA, 651 nt
Organism: Suillus paluster
Lineage: Eukaryota; Fungi; Basidiomycota; Agaricomycetes; Boletales; Suillaceae
Product: Cytolysin/lectin
Exons: 3
Coding region: 1-651 (216 amino acids)
Source: RefSeq, a predicted model, not a curated record
AUGGACUCUAUCGAGACGCUCGUCAUGGGCGACAGCGGCACGUCUGGUGCGCUCCGCUUCAGAAAUGGCGCCGGGGAGGAGUUCCUCGUGACGCUCGGCGUCCAUAAUUAUAAGAGGUGGUGCGACGUCGUCACUGACCUGGGGGCCGGAGAAACGGGCAUGAAAAUACAGCCCGAGUACUACAUGGACUCCAGCCCCAGGAACCAGAUGCUGUGGAAGCAACUGGCUGACAUCCAAAGGAAGAGCGCGAAGGGAACUUCGGUGGAAGUUAAAAUAACCGACGACACUACCUGUAAACCCGGUUUCACGGUCGUCGAGAAAGCCGUGUGGCUCCACGCCAACGGCGGGACGUGGUCCAACAUAGGACCCACGGAGACGCUCAUCACAGGCGGCAGCGGCACGUCUGGUGCGUUGCGCUUCAGAAAUGGCGCCGGGGAGGAGUUCCUCGUGACGCUCGGCGUCCACAACUACAAGAGGUGGUACGAUGUCGUCAUGGAUCUUGCGCCUGGAGACAGAGGCAUGAAGAUCCAGCCCGAGUAUUACUCAGAUAGCGCUAGGGGCGAGAUGCUAUGGAAGCAACUGGCUGAGGUCCGAAAGAAAGAGCGCGAAGGGAACUACCGUGACGGUGAAUGUUAUAACAAGGAGUUGUAA